UUACAAUAUGGUGGAAUCAAGAUACUACAACAUUAUGUCCUCCUAUUGAGUAUUACAUUAUUAAUGUAUACAUUACAACAAUUUGUAUUAAUAGUUGUUCUGUGUACAGUUAUAAUGUAACAGAUACUAAUACUACUAUUACUGGACUAUCUCCUAUUAAUGAAUACUACACUGUUACUAUCAUACCUGUUAAUGUUAUUGGAUAUGGACCAUCAGUCAUUGUUAAUGUCAGUAUAACCACUAAUACAUCAAGUAUCACUAACAUUAUGAUGAGUACUGCUGAGUAUAUCACAACACAAGAUAAAAGCUCAGCUAUGACAGCAUUACCAACAAUCACAGAAACACAAUUAAUUACAACAACUGAAACAAUAAUAAGUAGUUGUAGUAUUGAGAGUUCUUCUUCAUGCAUUACCACAACAAUGUCACAAUCAACAGAUGUAGGAUCCAUUAGUGUUGCUAUUGCUGUACCUAUCACUGGUCUAUUAACUGGACUCAUCACUGCAAUAAUUACUAGUAUCAUUGUAUGUUUAAUAAUGAAAAAGAGAGGGACUACAAUACAAAAUAAAACUCCAGUAGGAGGAGGAGGAGAAGCAGCAGUUAUUGGUCCAAUAUAUGAUUUACCAACAAUCAAUACUGAACAACAAGAACAAAUUAUUGAUACUAAACUUAACACUGCAUAUGGGCAAGCUAAUAUAUAA
This is a messenger RNA of Amphimedon queenslandica, 698 nucleotides long. RefSeq lists its product as uncharacterized. Lineage: Eukaryota; Metazoa; Porifera; Demospongiae; Haplosclerida; Niphatidae. The transcript is spliced from 5 exons. The record is from RefSeq and is a predicted model, not a curated record. Bases 267 to 698 code for a protein of 143 amino acids.